AUGGUUUUAGUCGAUGCCAUCUUCCUUAUCGAGUUCUUACUUAGGUACUCGCACGGUGACUUGCGAGAUGAAAAUGACUGCAUCUUUGGAAUACCAAUGAUGUUCCCGGAUGUCAAGAAUGACUUGCUGAUGCUUGAAAAUCAGCUUCCACUCUUCAUUCUGGAGGACCUUUUCAGCCUAUACAAUCGUGAGUCAGGUGGAGUUGCUAAGCUACUUUCCAUACAGUUUCUUAUUGACCAGGUCAGUUGCAGUUUCGGGGUAGAGUUAAAGCAACAUUUUGUUGAUCCAUCCCAAGUAGAAGGGCAACAUUUUGUUGAUCCGUCCCAAGUAGAAGGGCAACAUUUUGUUGAUCUCUUAAGAAACCUAUUGGUGGCUCCUCUAUUAAAAGAAAAAUUGAAGGGAGAAACCUUAUCUGCAAUAGCACCUAGCAUUGAAAAGCUGCACCUGGCAGGAGGCAAAAUUCAUGGUGAGACGUCAAACCCGAACUUGUUUGCCAUAAGAUUCGAUGAUAACUGGAUUCUGAAGAACGGGAUUCCGUGUAUUCUGAAGAACGGGACUCUGAAGAUUCCAAAAUUGAGGAUAGAGGAUUCAACGGAGCUUAUACUCCGAAAUUUAAUUGCCAUCGAACAAUGCAGUAUGUCUAAAGAUCCUAUCAUAUGUCAUUAUGUUAUCCUCAUGGAUAUGUUGGUGGACAGUCCAAAAGAUGCGGAGUUGCUUGUUAAACACAAAAUUGUUGAAAAUGCUCUCUUAGGUGGCGAUGACGAGUUGUCUAGCAUGAUCAACCGCCUUUCUAGGGGGAUUGUGUGUGACACAGACGACUUCUAUUAUAGUGCUCUUUGUGAAAAGAUGGGCAAGUUCUGCAAUUCGAAUUGGCCCAAAUGGAUGAAAAAUUUGAGAAGCAAAUAUUUCAACACCCCUUGGGCAACUCUUUCUGUCGUGGCAGCAGUUGUUCUCCUCAUCUUCACGGCCAUUCAAACUAUCUUCUCAGUUUAUCCACGAUGA
Fragaria vesca subsp. vesca is the source of this 1002-nucleotide messenger RNA. RefSeq names its product UPF0481 protein At3g47200-like. Lineage: Eukaryota; Viridiplantae; Streptophyta; Magnoliopsida; Rosales; Rosaceae. Bases 1 to 1002 code for a protein of 333 amino acids. The record is from RefSeq and is a predicted model, not a curated record. The transcript has a single exon.